CCCAUCGUAUGUUUGUGGCCUUAGUGCUACAGAGCUGCAAAAUUUCAAAACUUGGUUUUGUAACAUUAGCAACACGCUGUGGUUGAGACGACCUUUGCUUUUAAAUUAUUGGUUAAUUGGUCGAUUAAAUCAAUACAUUUAAUUGGAACGUUACAGUUUGUUGGAGGUCAACUUAGUCGCGAAUCUGUACGCAUCUCAUAGGGAGGGGGUUGACCCUAAAGACAAUUCCAGCCAACUGCACAUUACAGUUUAUUUAUCCCCUGGACUAAACUUGUUACCUGUUUAUGUCGUGUUCACAGAUUGCUGUAGAGUGCACUAGAGAACGAUUUAGACUUGUAUAUCCCCAUCCUAACGUUUUUUAUCAAUACAGGUACAUAUGUUUUAGUCGAGGCAAUGCAUUUGCAAUAUAUCGAUGUAUUUUUGCCUCCUUAUUUGCAACUCUGCUCAUCCUGGAUUAUGUAUGGAUAAUUCUGCGUGAUCCGAAAUUUCCAGACUUUCUAUCCUGGUGUUUGGAUGCAUCUCAGUGGGCUUUAUUAGGCACAGCUGUAUGUUAUAUAAUACUGGCAUGUAAUGCGGUGUGCAUAUCUAGACGAAAUGGGGAACCAAACAACGAAACUACGAUUCCUUAUAAAUUUGUUUGGCUAUUAUAUACAUGCAGCGUGAAUUGCGUUUAUUCAACAAUGACACUGCAUUGGAUGUUUAGUGGUCAUCAAUCUUCCCUUGAACAAACAUUGAAACAUAGCAUACCUGGUUGUUUAAUAUUAAUGGAUUUAUUUUUAAACAGUAUCCCAUUAUAUAUAUGUCAUACAUUCUAUCCUGUAAUUGUACAUCUAAUCUAUUUGGCUGUUGCAACAUUAAGCCUAUAUUUGGCGUAUACAAUUGGUAAUCUGGAUAAAACUACACCGUUUCCUUCAAAUCCAACUGUAUUCAUUGGUGGACAUGCAUUGUUACCAAAUGGUUAUCAAGAUUUUUCAAAUAUACCACGUAUAUUUAUCGUUUUGUUAGGAGCUAUCUUUAUUGGUAUUAUGAUACAUUGUAUUCUAUUAACAUUAGUCAUCACUCGAGAUUUUCUUGCAAGUUUAUGUCAACAAAGUACUAGUGUAUGGUAUGAUUCUAAUGAUGAUGUAGCAUAUUUAAUGGAUAACAGUACAACUACACUAGAUCUGUUAAGUCGACAGUCAUCAUCAUCAACUGGUGUACACAAUUUAAAUGAAAAACUAAAAUGAUAUCAUCAAUUGGAAAUAGAAAUUUUAUGGAAAUUAAUUGAAUUUUGUAUAUUAAUCAACAAGGUUUACACUGCUAUUCAAUGCUCCUUUAUUAUUGCUUCUACUUAUCUAUGUUAGUGAAUUGAUAAUUUUAACCUGAUUAAACCUAUCCAUAAUACAUAUCACUCAUGGCGAGACUAUAAUUUAUGGACUAACCAAUCAGAUAUAUGAUAAAAUGUUUUGGAUUUUGUCACGAAAUUCAUUCAUCCAUUUGGUUAAAGAGCGUUUUUGACAUUUUAGCUGAUGUCAGUUCGUGAUGAAAAUUAUAAAUCUAAUUUCUAAUCCUUAAUCAUCAACAGUAAAUCUUAAUUCUAGUUCUUCACCAUAGUUAAUAAUCUUCAUUUGGUCCCAGUUAAUAUAUGAACAUUCUCAAAAUCACUUUAAUCUCGCUCAAAGGUUGUCCAUAAAUUAUAGUCUCACCUCACUCUUCUUAUCAAGUACAUUUUAUCAUUUGUAUUUAGGUUUUUAUUUAUUGUAAAAACCAAUAAAACAGAAUCAAAUCUCCAACAUGAAUUCAUUUUUAAUUAUCCUUUCAUUAUCUUUCUGAUUUGUUUUUUUUAAAAAUUAAGAACUAUUUGAACAUUGAACUAAAUAUUUAUCAAUGUGAUAUUUCUUCAUAUAUCGAAUUCAUUCAUUCAUUCAUUCAUUCAUUCAUUCAUCUCUAGUUGAUAAGAUUAUCUGAUUACAAUGAAACAUCAACUGAUACUAAUGUAUAGUUUUAUUUGUUAGAAAAAUAAAUUUGUUUAUAUUUUUUUUUUUUUGUUGAGAAAAUAACUAUCUACUUACAAAAUGAUUCAAUAUAAUAUGAUAUGGUAAACAGGAUUAAUGAUAUUUUAUGUUGAUUUACUCUUUUCAGUAAACAAUGAUACGUAUAUCAAUGAAUUAUUUUGCCACAUUUGUAUAUAUAUAUAUAUAUGUCUGUUGAUUCGUAUAGUAUUCUUGUUUUACAGUUUUAGCUAUUACAUAUCGGACUAUUUAUGUUAUGAAUUGAAAUUGAAUUGAGUAUAGUUUAGUAUUGCAGUUGUAUAAAUUUAUGGAAUUCGUGAUUAUUGUUAAUACUAUAGCUCAUUAAAACGAUAAAUGAUAUGC
This is a messenger RNA of Schistosoma margrebowiei, 2354 nucleotides long. Lineage: Eukaryota; Metazoa; Platyhelminthes; Trematoda; Strigeidida; Schistosomatidae. The record is from the annotation of a GenBank genome assembly.